UUUCCUCCUCUGGUGUUACUGACUGAGAGAGCAUUAGUCCAAAAGCCGAGCUUAGAAAAGUGAAAUCCGCAUUGAUGCCUAGUGCCUCGUGAGAAUUUUAAAACUCUCGUCUUUCCUUUGGGAAUUUCAGCCCUUCAUAAUCUGUCCUAGUUAUUUCCAGGACUUUUUUAAUUGCUUGACAAAAGCCUUUUGAGAAGAUAACUGGCAGCUUUUUUUAAAAAAAAAACACUGCAGCUGCACAUUUAUGAAGCUUUGGGCACUCCCGGUCUAUUUUGGACAUAUCUGAAUAAUAAAAAUGAAUAUCACUGUGUUCUGUGUCUUCGUGGCAGGACAGUUGGCGAUUUGUUUUUUCGUGUCAUGCGCAUCAGAUCAGUGCUCCUCAUUGACUGACUGCCAGUCAUGCUUGAAUCAAACCAGUUGUACCUGGCUGAUUUAUUUAAAUGAGUCAAGUCCAUCCUGUAAGAACUACACCACGCCUGAUGGGAAAAAUCAGAAGUGUACAGCUGAAGAUAAAGGAGCAGCUUUGAGUUUACUAGGGAAACGGAAAUCAGUGGAGGUUUUUUUUGUUUGUCUUGCAGCUCCUAACAGCACAGUGACGCAGACUACGACAUCUGUACAGACAGCUCUGACCAAUAUUUCUAGUGCAGUAGGGAAUACGAGUACCUCUACCACUACCACAACUAUGACUACCAGCAGUCCUCUUAACACCUCUGCAGCUCUUCCCAAAACCACAGCUGUCACUUAUGAAGGUUCCAGGUUUGAUGCUGGGAGUUUUGUAGGAGGCAUGACGUUAGCCCUGGGCAUGACCCUUAUUCUGUUUUUGGGCUACAAGUUCUCCUGCUACAGGGGAGAGGUACAGUACCGCACCAUCGAAGAGCACGAUGCCAUAAUUUAAGAAAGACUCACAAAGGAGAAAACGCCGAAGAUCUUUUUGAGCACCUUGCACCAGGCUUUGAAGAAGGACGGUCCUUUUAUGCAGUUACAGAAAGUCUAUUUUUGAUUAGAAUGAGUGAAAUGAGUCUUUUAGUGUUUAUGCACUGUUGUUUAAAUGUGUAUAUACUUGAAAUCCGGUGUAUUUGUUCCAAAAGUGCACUGGUACUGCAGUGUCCAAAUGUGCUAUUUUGUAACUUGUGAUUUCAUUGUAACAUAGCAAUAGCUUUUCAAUGGGGCAGAGUUGGGUUUUGCUUUUUUUUACACACAAAAAAAUAUUUUGUAUAUUAGCCCUAUUUCAAGUAGUUUUUCAUGCUAGGUCUGCCCCUCUCCCUUCAUGAUUACUGUGGUGUUCAGCUCCACAACAAUUUUAAACAUAAUUUCUGUCACGACUUAUACUUUGGUUUUUCACCACAUUCAAUUAAUUAGCAACAUUUUGAAAUCCUGCCUAAAGUGCUAUUACAGUUUUGUAGUGGGAGUCCUGGUCUAUUUUAAAUCUGAGAAAGUGGAUGAUUCAAUAACUCCUCAAAUGCCAGCAUUACAGUAAAAAAAUCUUAUAUGUUUUAUGAGGUAUAAACUCUAUAUUAGAGAUCUGCUGUUUGCUGAAAGGUUUAUGAUGAACAUGAUAUUAAAAAUCCUAUACAAUAAUACAUUCCAUUUACUAUACAGUAUAUAUAUACAGUAUAUAUACUGUAUAUGGCUCUUAGCCUGUCAUUGUAUGGUAGUUUAAUAAGGUAAAAUUGCAUUUCUGUUACAUGUAUAAGUAUUACUCACUUGGGUAUCUAAUGAGUUUUCUAGUUCUCCUUUGAGCGUGAAUAUAAUCUGCUGUUUGUGACACAGGUUAUCAGAAAAUGCAGCAUUUGGAUUUGUAAACCAAAUGCAGACUCGUUUCAAUCAAGUCUGUUAGUGUGAUGUUUAACAAAAGCACAAUGCCCAAUAAACAUCUCCUGCUGUUCCAGAGUUCUUCCCAUCUCUUCCUUUAGUGCGAUUAAAAAUCGUGUUCAUUGAUAGACCUAAUUAAGUUAGACUUUCUUCUGCUGUGGAUAUUUUCAGUCAUAUCUAUGCCCAGUUUUGUUUCAAUGAAGGGCUCUUUAAUGGUUGUUCAGUUUUAUAUUUGGAAAUGCUAUUUUUGGGAACAGUGAGAUAGUGCAGUUAGUUAACCAAAAGAUAAAACAAUAUUGAAGUGUUUAUAAAAAAUAUCAGUUUUUUUUAUAUUGAAUCUUAAAGGAUUGAUUUGAUCUAAUAAUUUACCAAUAAUUACCAUAACAGAACUUUCAGUUAUACAGCAUCAUUGUGCCGUUUAAGGGAUUUCAUUUUCAUGCUUUAUGAAACACCUGGUGCAUUUUAAUGUCCAGUGGAUUUGAGCCUGUUUUUGCACAAGUACUGUGCAACAGUGACGUUUUGUACAGUUAAUAUAUACAAAAUGUGACCUAGGUCUCUAAAACGAAUGUCUGUCAAAGCAUGCAUUUCAUUCUGAGAUUAAAGGGCUGGUGAUGAUUUCUUCUCUACUCAAAAGAGUGAAAUGUAUUUUAUAUUUCUACAGUGGUGAGGGUAAGAAAUCUUAUUUUAAUGUAGAAGAAACCUUGUAUAGAAAAAAGGGAAGUGCAACAUAACUGAAAAUGUUCCAAAUAUAAAUAUAAAGUGUGAACAGAAGUGGAAUGGGUUACCGCAUCUUGGACCGAACAGUUUUGUCACGCUUUUUGUCAGCACAUUCAGAUCUACUGAAAAUUGGGACAAGUGUGAUUUUUGAAUAAGCAGUUUGACAAUCUGUAUAUUGGUGAAAAUAAAUAAAUAUUGGCUUUAAAUAUUGCAAUCAAAUGUUAUCACAUUUUGCCAAUAAAAUGUUUUAAAAGA
Lepisosteus oculatus (spotted gar) is the source of this 2784-nucleotide messenger RNA. It is a transcript of the gene tmem123, whose product is annotated as transmembrane protein 123. NCBI's taxonomy places the organism in Eukaryota, Metazoa, Chordata, Actinopteri, Semionotiformes, Lepisosteidae. Gene Ontology annotation, cellular component: cytoplasmic vesicle. The record is from RefSeq and is a predicted model, not a curated record.